CGUUCUCUCAAGCUCGAGCUUUUCCCCACCGCCGGCGAGUCCUCGAACGACCGCAUCUCAAUCGCCGAUCGACUUGCCGACGUCCCGCGUCGCCACCGCUCGAUUCUCCACCGCUCGAGUUCCAGGUCCAGGUUGACAGAAGUUGCCUCUUCUGCAGUUAUGUACGUCAAUCCACGGCUGCAGCCUGGGGCACCUACGCCAUCGACACGUUCUCAGCCUAACCCGUUCGAAGAUGCUCUUUAUGGAGCUGGUCCUGGACUUAUUCGAGGUGGCCUUGGUGCAUAUGGGGAGAAAUUUUUGGGAUCAAGCUCUGAGUAUGUGCAAAGCAACAUUAGUAGGUACUUUUCUAAUCCCCAGUAUUAUUUUCAAGUAAAUGAUCAAUACGUGAGGAACAAGUUGAAGGUGGUUUUAUUCCCAUUCCUUCACAGAGGUCACUGGACACGAAUAAUGGAACCGGUGGGAGGAAGGCUCUCAUACAAACCCCCUAUUUAUGAUAUCAAUGCGCCGGACUUGUACAUCCCAUUCAUGGCUUUUGGCACCUAUGUUGUUCUUGCUGGCUUAUUGUUGGGACUUCAGGGCCAGUUUAGCCCAGAAGCAUUGCAAUGGUUGUUUGUCAAAGGAUUGCUUGGCUGGUCUCUGCAAGUAAUGUUGCUGAAAGUCACGUUGCUUUCUCUGGGUGGUGUCGAGCCACCUUUGCUGGACAUUGUGGCAUAUGCCGGGUACUCGUUCGCAGGGUUGUGCUUGGCUAUUAUUGGGAAAAUUAUCUUAAGAUACAUGUACUUUGUUAUGAUGCCAUUGGCCUGCUUGUGUAUGGGCAUUUUCUUGGUGAAGACGAUGAAGAGAGUCCUUUCUGCAGAGGUGAGAAGUUACGAUGCAAGUAGGCUGCACUACCUCUUGCUCUUCAUUGCUUUCGCACAGUUCCCACUUUUCUCAUGGCUUGGCAAUAUUAGUCUCAACUGGCUUUUCUGAACUGAAUCGUGUAAUUUUUUGAGUGGAAAGAGUCCGUUUGGUAGCAUUUUUUAUGAUUCUUGUACAGUUAA
Messenger RNA from Eucalyptus grandis, 1040 nucleotides. Its product is annotated as protein YIF1B. Bases 160 to 969 code for a protein of 269 amino acids. Gene Ontology annotation, cellular component: endoplasmic reticulum-Golgi intermediate compartment; COPII-coated ER to Golgi transport vesicle; endoplasmic reticulum membrane. The transcript is spliced from 5 exons. The record is from RefSeq and is a predicted model, not a curated record. NCBI's taxonomy places the organism in Eukaryota, Viridiplantae, Streptophyta, Magnoliopsida, Myrtales, Myrtaceae. Gene Ontology annotation, biological process: endoplasmic reticulum to Golgi vesicle-mediated transport.